Olea europaea var. sylvestris is the source of this 1245-nucleotide messenger RNA. Its product is annotated as axial regulator YABBY 5. Bases 465 to 1022 code for a protein of 185 amino acids. The transcript is spliced from 7 exons. Gene Ontology annotation, cellular component: nucleus. The record is from RefSeq and is a predicted model, not a curated record. Lineage: Eukaryota; Viridiplantae; Streptophyta; Magnoliopsida; Lamiales; Oleaceae. Gene Ontology annotation, biological process: multicellular organism development; abaxial cell fate specification; cell fate commitment.
ACACCCACAUGGACUGUUAUUCAAAUACUGCCAAAACACUCUUCUUCUACCUCUUCCUCUUCCUCCAAACCCUAACCCUCAAAUCCGGUUUUCUAUGAACCCUUUGAUUUCAGUUCCCGGUCCAGCAGUUCCUGCCUGCUGUGAGCCACUUUUGUAAAUUGCACUCUGAUUAACCACUUUGGAUUCUAUCCCCAGCUGCCUUUUUCCUUUUUCACUUCUCUUUCUACUCACACAGAUAUUUCGUUUUCUUUUAGAAAAUUUUUUUAGCCUUUAAAUUCUUUAUAUAGCUGCACAACUUGUAAUACUCCUCUUAACAUAGCCCAUCCUGAAACAAUCAAGAAAGAGAGAGAGAGAGAGAGAGAGAGAAUAAAAUUUGUAUCUCGUUCAAUUCUCUCUAUUUAUUUGGUUUAUUUUUGUUAGUUUUCCCUAUUUUCUUCUUCCUCGAUUUCUAAUUCGAUAUAGACAUGUCGAGCUACGUCGAUGUGCCCGAGCAACUCUGCUACAUCCCUUGCAAUUUCUGCAAUAUUGUUCUUGCGGUAUUCGAUUUUAAGAACACUUUUCCCUUGGUGAGUGUUCCAUGCGGUAACUUGUUUGAUAUUGUGACCGUUCGAUGUGGGCACUGUACAAAUUUGUGGUCCGUGAACAUGGCAGCUGCAUUCCAGCCGCUGUCCUGGCAAGAUGUUCAGGCUCCUAAUUACAUUUCCUCUGAGCACAAAAAGAUCGAAUUUGGUUCUUCUUCCAAAUGCAACAACAAGAUGGCAAUGCGACCUCCCAUUUCGGACAACACUGAACAGAGGAUCGUGAACAGACCUCCUGAGAAGAGGCAACGCGUACCAUCUGCAUACAACCAAUUCAUAAAAAUGUUUAUGUUCAGAGAGGAGAUUCAGAGAAUCAAAGCCAAUAAUCCAGAAAUAAGUCACAGGGAAGCAUUCAGUACUGCUGCAAAAAAUUGGGCACACUUCCCUCAUAUUCACUUUGGGCUGAUGUUGGAGACUAAUAACCAAGCUAAACGAGAUUUGUAGGAUUCUGAGAAACAUGAAAUGCCAAGGCUGGGCUACUAAACAAAUGAAAAUUGUUUCUUUAAGACACACUUUAUGUGACUCUUAUAUUUCAAGAUAUUCUUCAUUUGCUAUUUAUUGUAAUUUUGUUUGUAAAAUGUUACUUAAAUGUCAGUUGCUCAAUUGCUAUUUUAUGCUGUUAUUUCAUCAACAUUUUCUAUUUAUUGUGUGCAAUGAAAUUUCUACA